Pipistrellus kuhlii (Kuhl's pipistrelle) is the source of this 2854-nucleotide messenger RNA. RefSeq names its product kelch like family member 17 (gene KLHL17). Gene Ontology annotation, molecular function: protein binding. The record is from RefSeq and is a predicted model, not a curated record. The coding region runs from base 154 to 2295 and encodes 713 amino acids. The transcript is spliced from 12 exons. Lineage: Eukaryota; Metazoa; Chordata; Mammalia; Chiroptera; Vespertilionidae.
GGAGGCUGGGCGGGCGGCGCCGAGAAACAACGGCUGCGGCCGCGGCGGGAGCCGGAGACGCCGAGCAGCCGCCGCCGCCGCCGCGCCGCCCUCAGCGGUCCCGGCCGUUCGUCUGGGCGUCCUCCGCGGAUCGCGGGUCCGGUGGCCGAGCCCAUGCAGCCGCGCAGCGAGCGCCCGGCCGGCAGAACGCAGAGCCCGGAGCACGGCAGCCCGGGGCCGGGGCCCGAGGCGCCGCCGCCGCCGCCGCCGCCGCCGCAGCCGCCCGCCACCGAGGCCGAGCGUGCACGGGCCCGGCAGACCCGGCCCACAGCCCCCAUGGAGGGCAUGCAGCUGCUGAGCCGGGAGGGCCACACCGUGUCCCACAACUCCAAGCGGCACUACCAUGAUGCCUUCGUUGCCAUGAGCCGCAUGCGACAGCGUGGCCUCCUGUGUGACAUCGUUUUGCACGUGGCCGCCAAGGAGAUCCGAGCUCACAAGGUGGUGCUGGCCUCCUGCAGCCCCUACUUCCACGCCAUGUUCACAAAUGAGAUGAGCGAGAGCCGCCAGACCCACGUGACGUUGCAUGACAUCGACCCUCAGGCCUUGGACCAACUGGUGCAGUUUGCAUACACGGCUGAGAUUGUGGUGGGCGAGGGCAACGUGCAGACUCUGCUCCCUGCUGCCAGCCUUCUGCAGCUGAAUGGCGUCCGUGACGCCUGCUGCAAGUUCCUGCUGAGUCAGCUUGACCCCUCCAACUGCCUGGGCAUCCGGGGCUUUGCCGACACACACUCGUGCAGCGACCUGCUCAAGGCAGCACACAGGUACGUGCUGCAGCACUUCGUGGACGUGGCCAAGACCGAGGAGUUCAUGCUGUUGCCACUAAAGCAGGCAUCAUCAGGGCUCCGUGGGCCCCCAAGACCCUCCCCAGAUUUCAGGUCUGAGGGUCCCUACCCCCAGGUGCUGGAACUGGUCUCUAGUGACAGCCUGAACGUGCCUUCAGAGGAAGACGUCUACCGUGCCGUCCUGAGCUGGGUCAAGCACGACGUGGAUGCUCGGAGGCAGCACGUCCCGCGGCUGAUGAAGUGUGUGCGUCUGCCCCUGCUGAGCCGGGACUUCCUCCUGGGCCAUGUGGAUGCUGAGAGCUUGGUGAGGCACCACCCUGACUGCAAGGACCUGCUCAUCGAGGCCCUCAAGUUCCACCUGCUGCCAGAGCAGAGAGGUGUCCUGGGCACAAGCCGCACUCGGCCCCGACGCUGUGAGGGUGCCGGCCCUGUGCUCUUCGCUGUGGGUGGCGGGAGCCUGUUCGCCAUCCAUGGCGACUGUGAGGCCUACGACACACGCACAGACCGUUGGCAUGUGGUGGCCUCCAUGUCCACACGCCGAGCCCGAGUGGGCGUGGCGGCAGUCGGGAACCGGUUGUACGCAGUGGGCGGUUACGACGGGACUUCAGAUCUGGCCACCGUAGAGUCGUACGACCCUGUGACCAACACCUGGCAGCCCGAGGUGUCCAUGGGCACGAGGCGCAGCUGCCUGGGUGUGGCUACCCUGCACGGGCUCCUGUACGCAGCCGGCGGCUACGAUGGGGCCUCGUGCCUCAACAGCGGUCCUGUUGUCCACAGUGCCGAGCGCUAUGACCCCCUGACGGGAACGUGGACGUCCAUCGCCGCCAUGAGCACCCGCAGACGAUAUGUCCGUGUUGCUAUGCUUGAUGGCAACCUAUAUGCAGUGGGCGGUUACGACAGCUCCUCACACCUGGCCACUGUGGAGAAGUAUGAGCCCCAGGCGAACACGUGGACGCCGGUGGCCUCCAUGCUGAGCCGGCGCAGCUCGGCCGGCGUGGCGGUGCUGGAGGGAGCGCUCUACGUGGCUGGCGGCAACGACGGCACCAGCUGCCUCAACUCUGUGGAGAGAUACAGUCCCAAGGCGGGUGCCUGGGAGAGUGUGGCGCCCAUGAACAUCCGAAGGUGUGCUGUGACACAGCCCGGGGGGGCCCCUGUCCCCCCACAGCCUGUUGGCCCCCUCAGAGACACCCUGUGCGGAGCACCCACGACCUGGUGGCCAUGGACGGCUGGCUGUAUGCCGUGGGGGGCAACGACGGCAGCUCCAGCCUCAACUCCAUCGAGAAGUACAACCCGAGGACCAACAAGUGGGUGUCUGCGUCCUGCAUGUUCACGCGGCGCAGCAGCGUGGGCGUGGCCGUGCUGGAGCUGCUCAACUUCCCGCCCCCAUCCUCGCCCACACUGUCCGUGUCGUCCACCAGCCUCUGACCCACGCGGGACUCGCAGAGGCUUGCCCACAGCCUCCCACAUGCCUUAAGCCCCACAGGGGGCCCAGCGCCUCCCUGCCCUCACCCGUGCAUCGGGGUUGGGCUCCCCACCAAGGACGUCCUGUACCGUCUGUCCACGUGUCCGUGUCCAUUUAUGUAUGUGUGUUUAUUUAUGCGUGCGUUAAUUUAUUCAGUAUUUAUUGAUGAGAGUAGUGCCACAGCUACCAGUUCAUACGAUUGCUCUGGAAAUUUCUGUGUCUCUGGGACCAGGAUGCCAUUCGGGUGUCCUCCGGCCUCACUGGGGGUGGACACUCAAGGGAUGUGGGUCAGGGCCAACUCGGAUUCUGCAGACCUGGGGGGACCCAGGGGUAGAUGCAGAACAGUGGGUGGGUGGGGGGGCCUUCUGAGCAGGUGCAGACCCCCAGCCUCCGCUUUGCACAGGCCCUGGCCUCACAGGGCAAGGCGUGCUGCAGGAGGCCUGCGGGGGAGGGGCUUCCUGCCUGUGGGCGUGGUGUCUCCAGGACCCUGCACUGAGCUGGCACCGCGAGUGCCACAGACCCCUCAGCAAUAUGAGCUGCCUUGGACAAUAAACGUGUUCCUUGGGCUCUG